CCUCGCUUCUCCCUGCAGCCGAGUCCCCAGACUGCCGUAUCCAGGUGGGGUUCAGACGGUCAGCCCCAGGAUGUUGACGCCGCCGCUGCUGCUGUCUCUGCUGCCUCUACUUCUCCUGCCUGGCGGGGCCCUUUGCGGCCAGGAAGCCUCGGAGGGCCCACAGAAUCUCCACAUGCUCCAGAUCUCCUACUUCCGCAACCCCAAUCAAGUGUGGCAUCACGGCAACGCGUCGCUCGGGGGGCUUCCCACGCACAAACUGGAAGGCUGGGGCACCAAUGUCACGUUCGUCCAGCUGCAGCCUUUGCAGGACCCGGAGAGCUGGGCGAUCAUGGAGGAAAGCUUACGACUCUACAUCCAGCAGUUCUACAGCCUAGUGAGGCUGGUGCACCAGGAGCGCCACCUGGACUUUCCCAUGACUGUUCGCUGCUCCCUCGGCUGUGAGCUGCCGACGGAGGGUUCCAAAGCCAGCGCCUUCUUCGAUGUGACCGUGAAUGGGAGCGCCUUUGUGAGCUUCCAGCCCGAGACAGCCCUGUGGGUGGCACGAUCCGGCAAGACCUCCAACGUGGCCACCUACACCCUGCAGCAGCUCAACGCCUACAACCGGACUCGGUUUGAGCUGCAAGAGUUUCUGCAGGACACGUGUGUGCAGUAUGUGCAGGAACACAGCAGCGUGAAGGACGGGGCAGGCAGCCAAAAAGGCCGCUCCUACACUUCGCUGGUCCUGGGCGUCCUGAUGGGUUGUUUCAUCAUUGCUGGUGUGGCUGUUGGCAUCUUCCUGUGCACAGGUGGACGGCGGUGUUAGGGACUCUGCAGCUCCCUCUGUCAUAGGGCUGAACUGAGGGGGGCUAACAUGGGAGGGUUUCAGCUGACUGCAGAACCAGAGUCCCCCACGGGGACAUGACAGCCCAGAAGUCUUGGAGUGGCAGUACCUUUUCUCUCCCAGAUCUUCCCACCCAGAGCUUGGGCAAGGGGAGGCAAAGAAACUAGGGAAACAGUACUUGCUAAGCACAUCAGAACUGCAUGCUGUGCAGAAUGGGUCCAAGAAGGCAAUGCUAAUUUAUGCCUGAAAGAGAAUGGAGUGAGGGUGAGGGCUGGGGUGUAUGUGGUCCAUCCUCCAGCUACAGAAGGAAUCACCUGAAAAAUUCAGAAAAUAGACCAGACCAUCCACGACCAAGAGAAACCAUGCUCAGUGUUGCCAGGUGAGUCAGAUGCAAGAGGGACCCUGGUCUAACGCAAGUAGAAAGAAACAGAAAAGUGGUGGGAGUGUAAAUUCCAAGCAAUGUGGGAGCAAGGAGUUAACAAUUAUCCAACUUAUUCAUAA
Sorex fumeus (smoky shrew) is the source of this 1321-nucleotide messenger RNA. RefSeq names its product protein C receptor (gene PROCR). Gene Ontology annotation, biological process: negative regulation of coagulation. Bases 71 to 802 code for a protein of 243 amino acids. The transcript has 4 exons. The record is from RefSeq and is a predicted model, not a curated record. NCBI's taxonomy places the organism in Eukaryota, Metazoa, Chordata, Mammalia, Eulipotyphla, Soricidae. Gene Ontology annotation, molecular function: signaling receptor activity.